CAAAUUUUGAGCUCGGCGGUCAGUUUUAGUUUUAAGUCUUUCGGCCUUUUCUACACGUUUCUUUUUGGAAAAUUCCUCAUCCAAACAUUGCCAAUCCCGGUCACAGGCGUUUCGACGACACGGCCAGCUCUGUGGAAAAAGCACGCUUUUACUUUUUUACGCCCUUUUCAAUCGAUCACUGAAUUUAAUGAAUCUACCGUAGUCGAUAUCAGGUUAUGUUUUGAUGGUUACGUUUCGACACUAAACUCCUCUCAUAAGACGAUUCGGACUGAUAAAGGUUAAAAAUCAGUUACGUAAUGCCGUCGGCUCGGCUGACUCUACGCGAGGAGGACGUAGUCCGAUUGGCCCUCGAAUUUCUACACAAUCGGGACCUUCAUAUAUCUCAGUUGAGUUUGGAAAGGGAGUCCGGCGUCAUAAAUGGAAACUACUCCGACGACGUGUUCUACCUCCGCCAGCUCAUACUGGACGGGCAAUGGGAUGACGUGCUCGAGUUCAUCCAGCCCCUGGAAGUGCUACCUGCUUUCGACAUGCGCAAAUUCCAAUAUACAAUCCUGAAACAUAAAUAUGUCGAAUUGUUGUGCAUCAAAUCCGAAGCCGGCGGCAUGGCCAAUGGGGAACCUGCAGUUCAGGAGAUAGUAAAAGUAUUGGAGGAACUGGAAAAAUUAGCGCACAGCAAGGAAGAAUACUCGAAUCUCUGUCUCCUACUCACGUUGCCGCGCCUUAGUGACCAUCUCCAGUAUAAGAACUGGAAUCCGAGCAACGCACGCGUUUUGUGUUUCCGAGAAGUGUUUCCGCUGGUGGAAAAGUUUCUAGUGUCGGAUAGGAGAUCAGCCGCAGGCGAACCGAUUCAAGGCCCUUUUGCCCAAGCUGCAAAAAACGAUAGACUCAUCCAAUUGAUAAUUAAGGGGCUGUUGUACGAAUCCUGCGUUAACUACUGUCAGGCGAAAGCUGUCGGCACCACGGGUCCGAACUGUAACGAAAUGAACUUUUCGAAAUUGCUCGACGGUGCACCGGCAUUCAGCGAUUCGGAUCUCAGCCUGCUGUCGUGGCUCCAGAGCAUCCCUGCAGACACUUUCUCAGUGCCUUUCGAACAAAAGACGCUUAAUGUAGACGUGGAACGGUUGGAGAGACCUUCCCUCGAAACCUCCUGGACAGAACACAUGUUGGUCACACCAAUCAAGCCAAAGAACUUUCCGUAUCCGGAGAUGCCUUUCAGGAGGCCGCGGUCUGCAGCAGACAUAAUGACCAGAUCUCUCCUGCCGGCUCUCGAAGGCCUCCCUCACGGCCUGCAGUUUCCCAGUCAUCCGGCCAGUGCUAAAAACGGAAAAACGACCAUGGCACUGUCCACUGGCGACAUACUCUCAGACGCUAUGAGUAGAUCCUCUUUCGCCAGUUUCCAUUUGACCGGUCUUAAGAACAACCAAUUGAUGAACACCUCAGUCGACAGGCUUUUUGAAAACGACCCCAACGUAUUUCUGAGCAGUAGUUACACGGAAUUCGGCCUACAGCCGAUUUCGGAAGCUGGGAGUACGCCGACACCUCCAAAAGCGCAAAGGGAGAGAUCCAUAAGUCCGAAGCUGGGCCAGGCGAUUAACCAUCCUUCGACUCCCUCGACUCCGGAGCACAGAGAAAACAGUUUCGACGGAGACCUCCUUCGAGAAUAUCAACGAAUGAAACACGUUCAAGAUAACGCGCAGAUGCAGCAGAACAACUGCCGCAACCAACACACAGACGACAAAAAUCGAAUUCACCUCGUUGAAAAGCGACUCGCUGAUGAAAAAAAGUGGAACAUUUCUUUUAAGCAGCCGUCUCAGUUGUCCUACCAGUCGUCAUCCAAGUUUAGAAUUCAGGAAGACGGGUGUAAGUUGGAAAGCGAUGCGCUUUUCUCUUCAGACCGGUAUUCGAUCCUCGACAAGUGCCAGUUAUCUUCAGAACGAAGUCGUGAACAAGUAAGUAAGAAGUAUUGCACGAAAGUUUCAUCGGAAUUCGAAUUUCGAUUGUAGUAAGUAUAAGUGUUG
Messenger RNA from Cimex lectularius (bed bug), 2018 nucleotides. Its product is annotated as WD repeat-containing protein 47-like. The transcript is spliced from 5 exons. Bases 297 to 2003 code for a protein of 568 amino acids. NCBI's taxonomy places the organism in Eukaryota, Metazoa, Arthropoda, Insecta, Hemiptera, Cimicidae. The record is from RefSeq and is a predicted model, not a curated record.